UUUGCGCCAAAACUCACAGCUGAUACCGAUUUUGUUGACAAACGCAGAUAACGAAGAACAAGAGUAGAAAUCGAAGUUCAUUGAUAGAAUGAAACUGAAUGGACGCCCUUCCGCUUAUUUCUAAUGAGUUGCCCUUGCAAAGACUGAAUAAAACGGGCGAAAGGGAUCCAAAAACUGGUGUCAUGAGGAAAUAUUACAAGCUCGCUUUGUUCCUGGUGGCAGCAUUCAGUUUUGUUUGUUUUCUGUUUUACAAAACUCAAUAUGACAAGCUAUAUAAUGUUCUGGAGGUGUUGGAAUUCUUUGGGAACGGCAAAACUGCUGGACUAGGGGGUUGUUCCACUUUGAUCACUCGUCCGCCAGCCUUUCAACGCCUUAGUGAUGACAUAUACACGUACAGUGCCUUUUGCGAAAGAAGUUUGGCCUCCAAUUUUCCGGAUGAUUGUUCUAUCGUCACCACGGCUGCCAUUGUCAAAGGCUCUCAAGAUUUGACUCAAAUCCGAUGUCGCCUGUGGUAUGCUGGUUCUACACUGCCCAUUGACGGCGUUUUCGCAGCUGCACCAGUCAGUGGAAUAACGAGGAGUAACAAUGGCAUCACUCCGUAUCAGUUUUCCUGCGAAAGCAAAUAUUCGGCCAAAAUUCCCUAUGGCGUGACCUUCCGAACUCAAGACAAUCAAUAUGAGUCGUUCGUCCAUAUUGCAGACUCGCUACCGUCCAAUACGUCUCCCCAACCUGAUAGUGUCGCCAUAUGCUUGUUACCUCCCCAAACUCCCGAGGACACCACCUAUAAGGCAUUGGAACACGUUUUGCUCAACACUCUAUUUGGCGUCAACAAUUUCCUGGUCUACGACUAUUCACUCACUCGCAACUUUUUCCGGGCUCUGUCCCUGACUCGCGAUCUUCAACCCAAUAUUUACUUGCUACCUUGGAAUCCUCCAACUCAUCUCACCGCCAUUCAAACUGAGAGCUUGAUCCAAACUGAUUGUCUGUUGAGAACAAAAAGGUUGUUUGAAACUGUGAUGGUGUUGAACAAUACUCAAAUCCUGGUCCCCAGGGAUCAUGGAGCGACCAUACAGGCCACACUGAAGGAAACUAAUCUCAAAGGUCAUCUGAAGGUCACGGUUCGACACUUCUGUUCAGAAAUGGCACCGGAAGCUUCGUCGGAUUCGAAUAUUUAUUCAUUAACCUCCCUCGAACAGGCCUCAUUUGACCCUAAUGCAAGGCAUAAAGUCGGGGUGGAGAGUAAAGUGGAUUUCAAAUCUGAGUUGGUGACAGUGUCAGAAGAGUUUCUAGUCCUGCACGAUUACGGGGCGUGUGGCAAGUAUGAAUUUGAAACCAGUGCCAAAGACACGUUCCUCCUGGAGCAACGCCAACGCAUCGAAAACAAAGUGGGGCGAUUUUUCCCAAAGAAAACCGUGUAAUAGCAAAUACUAUGAAUGCAAUUUCAAGUCUCAAUCAAAUCUUCUUCCUGACCGAAUCUACUUAAUCACUUAACUGAUCACCUUCCCUCCUCCUUCAUGAAUUCUCAAUACAUACAAAAAAAUCAGAGAACUAUUUUGCUGCCAAUGUGAA
Molecule: messenger RNA, 1569 nt
Organism: Tigriopus californicus
Lineage: Eukaryota; Metazoa; Arthropoda; Copepoda; Harpacticoida; Harpacticidae
Exons: 4
Coding region: 99-1418 (439 amino acids)
Source: RefSeq, a predicted model, not a curated record